Trichoplax adhaerens is the source of this 774-nucleotide messenger RNA. RefSeq lists its product as uncharacterized. The transcript is spliced from 2 exons. The annotation marks the transcript as partial. Gene Ontology annotation, biological process: protein targeting to membrane; peptidyl-L-cysteine S-palmitoylation. NCBI's taxonomy places the organism in Eukaryota, Metazoa, Placozoa, Uniplacotomia, Trichoplacea, Trichoplacidae. Gene Ontology annotation, molecular function: protein-cysteine S-palmitoyltransferase activity. Gene Ontology annotation, cellular component: endoplasmic reticulum; Golgi apparatus. The record is from RefSeq and is a predicted model, not a curated record.
AGGAAUCGAUUUUAUCAAUUCACUUAUAUUACACUGGUUGCAGUGGGAUAUUGGAUUUUUAUUUUUCAAAUUUGUCCACAUUUGCCUUGCGACGAUGUGGCUGAACAUCACAAGACUGUUACUGCUUCUAUGAUAUUGACCAAUCUAUUAUUCUUUACCCUUCUUUCCUAUAUCGAUCCAGGCGUUAUAAAUAAGCGCAAUCAUGAUCGAUACACGAAAAUGUAUCGUUAUGAUGAGCAACUUUAUUCCAAAAAUCGUUGUACAUCAUGCGAUUUUAUUAAACCUGCAAGAUCCAAGCAUUGCACCUAUUGUAACCAUUGCGUGGCAAGAUUUGAUCAUCAUUGCGUAUGGGUCAAUAAUUGCAUUGGGCGAAGGAAUAUCGCAUAUUUUAUUGGAUUGUUGAUAUCAUUACUAACUAUAUGUAUUUAUGGUACGAUUAUUAUUUUUCGAAUAUUCUGUUGUAUUGUGGAUAAGCAAAAGAUAUUUCUAGCUGCCUAUGUCGAUCCAAUUUCUGGAGAAUUGAAAUCUAUGACGUUAUCAGUCGUUUGUCAACAUCUCUUUAUGGAGUAUCCUUUAAUAGCACUAUUACUAACUACUCUUUUUAUGCUCAUUUUUGCACUAGGAGGAUUUACUAUCUUUCACAUUUAUUUAAUAUUUCGUAAUAUGACAACAAAUGAAUAUUACAAAUAUAAGAAAAUGGGAAUUCCAUCACGUAAACAUUUUUAUUCUGAGGGUAUUGUCUAUAAUAUUUUUCAUUCGCUUUCGUCAAGGUAA